CAAAGUAGAGCUUUGGUUCUUUCUUCUUUUAUUUCUCUUGCUCUAAUCUCACAAGUCACUUGCAAAUGCUCCCAAUUUCCUCUUCAAUUUAGGGUUUCAUCUUUCGCUUCGAGUUUGCGCAUCCAUGGAUUCCAUCUACGCGAGCUCGACGUGCACGGUUCCUCACCUUCUCCGUCGCGAGACUCUGUUCUUGCCGCGAACAUCGAUUCCUUCUUCCUCGCUUCGGCGAGCGAAGAAGGCGCGGCGCGCGAGGGUUUCGAGUUCUGCCUCGACGACGACGACGGCGAGCAGUAUCGCUUCAAACGGCGCCGUUUCGAGGGCGUUGCAGGGAGUGAGCAAUAAGAGUAACACUGCGCUGGAGCAGCUCGACAUCGAGCGUGGCGUAUGCAUCCCUUUCCGCAAGUACUCGCCGGAGAUCGUGAGGAAUAAGGUAUUAAAAUCAAGAGGGUCCAUUUUGUCACUUAUGUUGCGGGGAGUGGAGAUAGUUUGGAAUCUGGGCUUGUACUGGUCUAACUUGGUGUAUGAUUUCCUGGUUGGAAGGGAUGAAGAGGUUGUUCCGUAUCGUGCUCGACAGCUUAGGAAUCUCUUGUGUGAUCUUGGGCCUUCCUUUAUUAAAGCUGGUCAGGUUCUUGCAAAUAGGCCAGAUAUCAUUCGAGAAGAUUAUAUGAAUGAACUGUGCAUUCUUCAAGAUGAUGUUCCUUCAUUUCCCAAUGAAAUUGCCUUCAGAAUCAUAGAGGAGGAUCUGGGUCAACCCCUUGAAGCUGUUUUCAGCAAAAUCUCAUCAGAGACAAUAGCAGCUGCAAGUUUAGGUCAAGUUUACAGAGCUACUUUACGUGCAACUGGCGAGGAUGUUGCUAUCAAGGUUCAGAGGCCAGGGAUAGAGCCCAUUAUAUAUCGAGACCUUUUCCUAUUCCGCACUUUGGCUUCAUUCUUAAACGGCAUUAGCAUACAGAAAUUGGGAUGUAAUGCUGAGCUGAUUGUUGAUGAAUUUGGUGAAAAGCUUUUGGAAGAGCUUGAUUAUACCCUGGAAGCCCGUAAUCUUGAAGACUUUCUUGAGAAUUUUAAAAAUGACCCUACUGUCAAAAUUCCUCAGGUUUACAAACAAUUUUCUGGUCAACGUGUGCUGGUAAUGGAAUGGAUUGAUGGUAUCAGGUGUACCAAUCCACAGGCCAUCAAAGAAGCCGGUAUUGACGUAGAUGGAUUUUUAACAAUUGGAGUGAGUGCUGCCCUACGACAAUUGUUGGAAUUUGGAUUAUUUCAUGGAGACCCUCACCCUGGAAAUAUUUUUGCCAUGCGUGAUGGGAGAAUUGCAUAUGUAGACUUUGGCAAUGUUGCUGUUCUCAGUCAGCAAAAUAAACAGAUUUUAAUUGAUGCCGUUGUCCAUGCUGUGAAUGAGGACUAUGCUGAGAUGGCUAAUGAUUUCACCAGAUUAGGCUUCCUGACCCCAGGGACUGAUGUGACUCCUAUAAUUCCUGCUUUGGAAGCAAUUUGGCAGAACUCUGCUGGAAAAGGACUGUCAGAUUUUAAUUUUCGUAGUGUCACAGGAAAGUUUAACCAGUUGGUUUACAAUUAUCCCAUUCGAAUCCCAGAAAGGUUUUCACUUGUAAUUCGUUCUUUAUUGACCCAAGAAGGCAUCUGUUUUACCAUGAAACCUGACUUCAAAUUUCUUGAGGUUGCCUAUCCUUAUGUGGCUAAGCGACUACUGACAGACCCAAAUCCAGCUCUACGUGAACGCCUCAUACAGGUUCUAUUCAAAGAUGGCCUUUUCCAGUGGAAACGGCUUGAAAACCUUAUUGUUCUUGCAAAGGAAAAUGUGGCCAAGAUGAGCAACAAUCCAGCAUUGCAAGUGAAAAACACGCAAAGCCAGAGAGACUUAAAAGUUGAAAGAAAACUGGACCUCACAGGCACAAUCAAAGAUGGAGCUCGCCUUUUCUUUGUUGAUGAAGGAAUACGUAGACAGCUUCUCCUUGCUUUGACUGAAGAUUCAAAGCUUCAUAUUGAAGAGCUUGUCGAUGUGUAUAGGUUGGUUGAAGAUCAGAUAGACAUACCUUCUGUGGCUGUAGAAGUAGCUAGAGACUUUCCAACAGUUGUCAGGGAUCUCCUACUUUCAUGGAGUGAAUCAAUCUUGUCUGAUAGAUAGCUAAAUCUUUGGACUACCUGCACAUAGCAAAUACAAUACUGUUUCAGUCAGAUGAGUAUACUGUACACAUGUUCUAUAUUUCCUCUUCAUUUUUCUUUUGCCUUUUCUAUAGUGCCGAAGGUUUACUAUAUGAAAUUUUGAAUGAAUGUGUAGGAAAUGAGUAAAUAUUAAGUUGUAAUUUCACGGGGAAAAGUCCAAAAAAUUCAUGUAGUCUUUGGGCCUCCUUCAACUUUGUUUAUUGAAUAAAUCUAGCUUAUGUUUAAUUUUCAUA
Molecule: messenger RNA, 2411 nt
Organism: Glycine soja
Lineage: Eukaryota; Viridiplantae; Streptophyta; Magnoliopsida; Fabales; Fabaceae
Product: protein ACTIVITY OF BC1 COMPLEX KINASE 1, chloroplastic
Exons: 14
Coding region: 125-2140 (671 amino acids)
Biological process (GO): protein phosphorylation
Molecular function (GO): protein kinase activity; ATP binding
Source: RefSeq, a predicted model, not a curated record